Arachis ipaensis is the source of this 567-nucleotide messenger RNA. The record is from RefSeq and is a predicted model, not a curated record. NCBI's taxonomy places the organism in Eukaryota, Viridiplantae, Streptophyta, Magnoliopsida, Fabales, Fabaceae.
AUGGUUGAUGCUCGGCCUAUGCCCGCUCCUACAAUGAGCAGUCUCAAGCUUGAUACAUCUGGUGCAGUCUUUGAUAAGCCAUUGUUGUAUCGCUCUGUGGUAGGUGGAUUACAAUAUGCCACCAUCACAAGACCGGAUAUUGUGUUUACGGUGAACAAGGUCUCUCAAUUUUCGCACACUCCCUUGGAGCAACAUUGGAAGGUUGUGAAGCCAGAUCCAGUGGACAGAAAAUCUUACACGGAAUACUAUGUGAUUCUAGGAUUGAAUCUUUUUUGCUGGUCGAGUAAAAAGCAUGUUUCAGUGUCCAGGUCCAGCACUGAAGCAGAAUUCAGGGCAUUGGCGGAUGCCAUGACAAAUAUCAUGUGGCUGCAGAAGUUGCUAUUUGAAAUGUAUAUCCCUCUGGAUAUAGCACCUACUUUGUUUUGUGAUAAUCAAAGCACCGUGUUAAUGAGUCGAAAUCCAAUUCACCACAACAGAUCAAAACACUUCGAAAUUGACCUACACUUUGUCCAAGACAGGAUGGUUCAGCUGAAGGCACGUGUUGUGCAUAUUCCUUCCUUUGAUUAA